This is a messenger RNA of Xyrauchen texanus (razorback sucker), 2250 nucleotides long. RefSeq names its product probable G-protein coupled receptor 19. Gene Ontology annotation, cellular component: plasma membrane. Gene Ontology annotation, biological process: G protein-coupled receptor signaling pathway. Bases 480 to 1760 code for a protein of 426 amino acids. The transcript is spliced from 2 exons. The record is from RefSeq and is a predicted model, not a curated record. Lineage: Eukaryota; Metazoa; Chordata; Actinopteri; Cypriniformes; Catostomidae. Gene Ontology annotation, molecular function: neuropeptide receptor activity.
GUUCGGUUCAUGAACUCUUAUGAAGGAUUUAAUGAAAAGUCUAUUGAAGAAAUCCAUUGGGAGAAUACUUCAGUAUCCCAGACGGGUAAAAGUGGGUGGGCACUGUUGCGCGCGUAUCUCUGAUAAACUCAUAACAAUCGCUCACAAUAAUCUUUAUACCAUCAAAUAUCCCCCAAAAUCAACCCGAACUCAUUAUUUUAUAGAAUGACUAAACACAGAGACUCUUCUAAAAUUGCCUGUUUGCAGCUCAUUCAUAAUUCAUGAGGUUUGACGUGAGCGAGUGUGCGCGUGUCCGCGGUGGGUCUGAUCAGCUCACUGUGCGCGCGCACCUGGUCGUGUCCUGUGACGCUCGCGCGGAUGCUGCGAAUGAUUUCUGAUCAAAUAUAAUGAUGAAGAGAAACGGAGCGGAGUCAUGAUGGAGAAAACAACAAAUAUAUGAAGAAACGACCGACUGAAUGUAAGCUGCCGCAGUGAAGGAGAUGGUGUACUUCCUGUCUGUGGAGGGUGUGAAGCCCUCGUAUCACUCCAACCUCCUCUUCAACACGACCAUCAACCAAUCAUACAGGUACGACCCCUCGACCCUGCCGGGCACUUCAACACCCGUCCUCUGCAGACUGGACGCCCUGUCACCCGCCUCCUCUCUCCAGACCAAUGGCUCCCUGAUCUCGUACGAUCUGACCCCGGGUGAGGUCACCGUUCUCGGGCUGAUAUUUGGGCUGUUCUGGGUGAUCUCGGUGCUGGGCAACUCGCUGGUGUGUCUGGUGAUCCACCGCAGCCGCAGAACUCAGUCCACUACUAACUACUUUGUGGUGUCGAUGGCGUGUUCUGACCUUAUGUUGAGUCUCACGUGUGCACCGUUUAUUCUACUGCAGGUGUGUGCGGGUCACUGGCCUCUGACCGCCGCCGCGUGUAAAGCCGUGCGUUACCUGCAGCACUUGUGUCCAGGCGUCCAGGUGUAUGUGCUUCUGUCCAUCUGCGUCGACCGUUUCUACACCAUCGUUUACCCGUUGAGUUUCAAAGUGUCCCGUGAGAAAGCCAAACGGAUGAUUCUGGCGUCUUGGAUCUUCGAUGCGGCUUUUAUAUCGCCAUGUCUGUUUUUCUACGGAUCGUCUUCGCCCACGACUCAAGGUCACUGUGACUUUUUCUUACCGGACAGCUGGGACGGGCUGGCGUACGCGAUCGCGCACCUGCUGUUUGGGUUCCUGGUUCCAGCGCUUCUCAUCCUGUCGUUCUACCAGAGAGUGAUCCGAUACAUCUGGAGAAUCAGCGCCGACAGGCGGACAGUCCGCAGAACCAUGAACAUCGUCCCCAGAACGAAAGUCAAAACCAUAAAGAUGUUCCUGAUGCUCAAUCUGAUGUUCCUGCUCACCUGGAUGCCGUUUUACAUCGCUCAGCUGUGGCACCCGAAGGAGACGUCUGGUUCCGGCAGACAGGGGGCACUGUUCUUCAUCACUGUGGCCUGGAUCUCGUUCAGCUCGACGGCUUCCAAGCCGACGCUUUACUCCGUAUACAACGCCAACUUCAGACGCGGCAUGAGAGAAACUUUCUGCAUGUCAUCCAUGAAGUGUUACCGUAGCAACGCGUACACCAUCACCGCCAGCUCGCGAAUCUCUAAAAAGAACUACGUUGGCGUGGUUGAUAUUCACGUGCCGGCAAAAACUCUCAUCAAAGACUCAGUUGAUGAUACUUUUGACCGGGAAGCAAAGGAGAAGAAGUUAGCAUGGCCGAUUAGCACCAACCCACCAAACACAUUUGUAUAGAAGAGUCUCGGACGUUUAAUAUGAUCACCACUGACGACGUAGAACAAUAAAAACACAUUUGACCCAAUAAACUAAAUCUGUUUAAAUGCAGAAAACAUGUGGUGCUAAUUGAGUUUAGAUACAAAUCUGUGACAUCACAAAGAAAGUCUUGCGUAAGCAGCUACAAACAUCCAUAAAGUUGUUUUUUUUUUUUACCUUUCUAUGUUUCUCUGUUUUCUGGUUAGUCUGAUUAUCCUACGGUGGCCUGUUGGUGCCAAACAGGUUUGAUUUUCAUCUUGGAGUGUUUUUGUGCCUGUAGUUACAGAUGAAUUCUGUCUCUCAUUGUUAUUAUAUGCGUUUCAACAUGUCAUUUUACAAUUAAACAUGUACGAUUAAAAUGAACAACUGAAUGUCAACAUGAAACACUGUUCACCCAUUUUACAUCCAUAAUGUGGCGUAACAGAAAAUUAAAUGAGAAAUAAAUGUAUGGCUGGACUUUGAUUGUAUGAUG